Molecule: messenger RNA, 1554 nt
Organism: Phoenix dactylifera (date palm)
Lineage: Eukaryota; Viridiplantae; Streptophyta; Magnoliopsida; Arecales; Arecaceae
Cellular component (GO): endoplasmic reticulum
Molecular function (GO): calcium ion binding
Source: RefSeq, a predicted model, not a curated record
CUUCCUUGUUCCGUCUCCCUACCAAAAUUAAAAGAAGGGCGAGAGGUGGAGGCAAGGAGCGAUGGGAAAGUCCUCCGUCCCCGUAGCUCUGAUCUACGUCACCGUAGCUAUCCUCCUCCUCGUCCUCCUUUCUCUGGCCCCUAGCCGCCCUCACCGCCCUCACCGCCGCCUCAAGCUUCGGUCCUCGUUCUCCUUCUCCGCCCCGCCCGCUGCCCACGACCGCCGGAUCCCCUUCGACCCCAUCAUCGUGGGCAUCGAGCGCCGCCGGGAGGACCGCGAGUGGGAGCGGGCCUACUUGUCCCCCCACAGCGGUGGCGGCGAUUCCGCCCCGGCCAUGGAGGCCCAACCGGAGUGGGAGGACUUCGUCGACGCCGAGGACUACAUCGACGAGGACCGUUUCAACAUCACACAUCGCAUCAUCGAUCUCUUCCCCAAGAUUGACGUUGGCCCCGCCGACGGCUUCGUGAGCUCCGACGAGCUCACCCAGUGGAACCUCAAGCAGGCGGAGAGGGAGGUGAUGCACCGGACGGAGCGGGACAUGGAGCUCCAUGACAAGAACCGCGAUGGAUUCAUCUCGUUCCAUGAGUACGAGCCCCCCAGCUGGGCCCACCGGUUCCAUGAUAGCAAUUCGACUGAUGAUAAAGUGGGUUGGUGGAAAGAGGACCACUUCAAUGCUUCAGAUGUAGAUGAAAAUGGUCUUCUAAAUCUAACUGAGUUCAAUGACUUCCUACAUCCAGCGGACAGUAGCAACCCAAAGCUGAUGCACUGGUUGUGUACAGAAGAAAUAAGGGAAAGAGAUAAAGACAGAGAUGGAAAACUAAAUUUUCAAGAAUAUUUUAAGGGGUUAUUUGACUCACUUCGAAAUUAUGAUGAAGUUUACAUUCCUACAGAUCAGUCUGAUACUUCAGUGGAGGCACCGGCUAAGAAAUUAUUCUCAAAGCUUGACCAAGACAAUGAUGGAUUAUUGUCGGAAGAUGAACUACUACCUGUAAUUGGCAAUCUUCACCCAUCAGAACAUUACUAUGCAAAACAACAAGCUGAUUAUGUUCUGAUGCAGGCGGAUACAGAUAAAGAUGGGCGCUUAAGUUUGAGAGAAAUGAUUGAAAACCCUUACGUAUUCUACAGCGCUAUUUUCAGUGAGGAAGAUGAGGAGGGAUUUCAUGAUGAGUUCCGUUAGUCAUCUCCAGGUUGGAAGACUGUAUAUUAAUUAUGUCAUACAAGUAGUCAAAAUAAGCUUUGUACUAUUCUAUUUCUAUGUCUGCAUCUGAGCUAACCCUUGAGCAUAGCAGCACAGGGACAAUGACACCUGGAUUUUCCAUGAUUAGCUACAUGGCUGAUUCUUUUUAUUUUUUUUUUUGUGCCAGAAGAUCAACGUGUUCCACAUCUAAUUGCACAUAUGUAGAAUAGAAUGGCCAGUAAUGUGUAUUACAUUGUAAUCUUCUCCCCCUCAAUUUUAUUUGCCAGAUUGUAUUGUCUUCUUUUCCAGCAUGAUGAUGGACUCAGCAGAUAUGUUUUCUGAUGUAUUGAAAUUUGCUCUUGACUACCUUAGACUGA